Hyaena hyaena (striped hyena) is the source of this 2680-nucleotide messenger RNA. RefSeq names its product acyl-CoA oxidase 3, pristanoyl (gene ACOX3). Gene Ontology annotation, molecular function: FAD binding; fatty acid binding; pristanoyl-CoA oxidase activity. Gene Ontology annotation, biological process: lipid homeostasis; fatty acid beta-oxidation using acyl-CoA oxidase. Gene Ontology annotation, cellular component: peroxisome. The record is from RefSeq and is a predicted model, not a curated record. NCBI's taxonomy places the organism in Eukaryota, Metazoa, Chordata, Mammalia, Carnivora, Hyaenidae. The transcript is spliced from 18 exons.
UGCGUGCUGGCCGCGCUCGCUCACGGACGUGCGCGCGCCCCAGAGGACGUUUAUUUGGCGCCCGCUGUGUGCGGUGGACGGCGCGGGGGCCCAGCUGCCCCUAGAGCGAGCGAGGUCCAAGGCUGAUACGCGGCGAUGGCGCCCCCGUUGGAAGGCAGUGCUGACGCCCUGUUCCCGGACCUGCCCCGGGGGCCCCUGCAGGCCUACCGCGCCCGGGCCUCCUUCUGCUGGAAGGAGCUGGCGCUGUUCCUGGAGGGAGAGGACACGCUGCGCCUGAAGAAGACCAUCUUCUCGGCUCUGGAGAACGACCCCCUGUUCGCCCUCCCCCGCGGGGGCCGUCUCUCCCUGGAGAAGUACCGAGAGCUGAACUUCCGACGCUGCAAGUGGAUCCUGGAGCGCAGCCUGGUCCGCGUGGAGGACAUGGUGCAGAGCCCUCUGUCCACCCUGACGCUGAUCACCUGCCUGGGCACGUAAGACUGGUCGCUGGCCGUGAAGGUCUUGCUGCACUUGCUGAUUUUUGGGUUCGCGAUUUACAACUCUGGUUCCGAAAGACAUUUAGAAUACCUUCCCAAGAUCUUCAACAUGGAGAUAUUUGGAUGUUUUGCUGUGACUGAAGUGAGUCACGGGAGCAACAUCAAGGGCAUCCGAACGACCGCUCACUACGACCCGGCCACUGAGGAAUUCAUCCUCCAUUCCCCGGACUUCGAGGCCGCCAAGUUCUGGGUGGGCAACAUGGGCAAGACGGCCACCCACGCCGUGGUGUUUGCCCAGCUGUACACGCCCGGAGGGCACUGCCACGGCCCGCACGCCUUCGUGGUGCAGAUCCGGGACCCCAGGACCCUGCUCCCCAUGCCAGGUGUGAUGGUUGGCGACAUUGGCGAGAAGCUCGGGCUGAAUGGCGUUGACAACGGAUUUGCCAUGUUCCACAAGGUGAGGAUUCCUCGCCAGGCCCUCCUGAACCGGACUGGAAACGUCACCCCUGAGGGUACCUACGUCACCCGCAUCAAGGACACCAGGCAGCGCUUCGGAGAGUCCCUGAGCAACCUGUCGUUGGGCCGGGCCACCAUCGUGGCCAUGUCCAUCGUGAACUUAAAGCUGGCCGUUUCCAUAGCCCUUCGUUUCUCAGCCACGCGGUGUCAGUUUGGGCCCCCGGGUGAGGCUGAGAUUCCGGUGCUCGAGUAUCAGCUACAGCAAUGGCGCUUGCUUCCCUAUCUGGCGACAGUGUUUGCCUUAGACCACUUUUCCAAGUGGCUCUUCCUGAACAUGGUGGAGUUUCAGCAAGGCUGCAUGGGGACGGACCGAAGCCCCAGGCAGGUAGAGCUUGGACGUGAGAUCCACGCCUUGGUGUCGGCCGCCAAGCCCCUGGCCUCGUGGAUGGUGCAGCGGGGAAUUCAGGAGUGCCGGGAGGCGUGCGGAGGACACGGCUAUCUGGCGGUGAACCGCCUGGGCGACCUCAGGAACGACAACGACCCCAGCUGCACCUACGAAGGGGACAACAACGUCCUGCUGCAGCAGACCAGCAGCUACCUGCUCAGCCUGCUGGAGGACCGCCGCCAGGGUGGCACUCGCCUUGAGAGCCCUCUGGGGACCGUGGACUUUCUGGAAACCUAUCCCGACAUCCUUGGCCAGAGGUUCACGUGCUCCAGCGUCGAAGGCUGCCUGGACCCAUCAGCCCCGCUGGCGGCGUACGAGUGGCUGGUGUGCUACCUGCUCCGAGAGAGUGCGCAGAAGUUAGAUCGCGAGAAAAGAUCGGGAAGCGGUGACUUCGAAGCGAGAAACAACAGCCAGGUGUACCACUGCCGCAGCCUGGCCCUGGCGUUCCUGGAGCUCACGGCCGUGCGGAGUUUCCACGAGCACGUGCACCAGCCCAGCGUGCCGCCCCCCCUGCGCGCCGUGCUCCAGCAGCUCAGCGCUCUCUACGCCCUAUGGUCCCUGAACCAGCACACGGCCCUGCUCUACCGAGGCGGCUACUUCGCUGGUGAGCAGCCCGGUAAAAUGAUCGAGAACGCCAUCCUGGGCUUGUGUUCCCAGCUGAAAGAUGACGCCAUUGCCCUGGUGGACGUGAUCGCCCCUCCCGACUUUGUCCUGGACUCACCGAUCGCCAGAGCCGACGGCGAGCUGUACAAACACAUGUGGGCCACUGUCCUUCAGGAGAGCGGAGUUCUGGAGCGGCCAUCAUGGUGGCCCGAGUUUUCCGCCACCAAGACCCACACGGGAAGUCUGAACUCGAAGCUGUAGAAACACCGGCGCGUUCGGCUAAGUCUGAGUACACUCAUUCAGCUGAUGGGAAUCUGACCUCAAAUUACAGUUCCGGAAGAUACUAGAAAUCACCACCACUUUCUGAACGCACGUCUGCCAGUCCUGUGUGGUCCCGCCUCCCGACUGCACCCGGGGGGCUCAGCGGGAAGAGGCCACCGGGCUCACAGUCUGAAGGGAAGCUCUGUGUGAUCACCUGUGCCUGGGGGACUGUUCCUGUGUUUGAUCAUUAGGACGUGGCCCGUGCUGUGUCCACACGCCGAAUGGGAGGCUGGCUGCUCACGGUUAGAGGUUAAUGAUCUUUCACAUUCUGAGAUUUUCUACAAAGCUCUGCUUCACUGAAUGCUUGGUGGUGCCAGUCUGACGCUCUCUAACUAAUGCAACCUCACCAUGAAAUUAAACUCUUAUCUUAAUCAUGCCUGAA